AUGACUUUCAUUCAGAGUCUACGGCUUUUGCGGCCGACGGUGCGCGCUUCGCAGGUCGCCUGCCGUGCGCAGUUCCAUGUCGGGCAGUCAAGUGGUAGAAGCAGCCGACUUCAGCAAGAUGGAGCUUGGAGGGAGCGGGAUAGCAUAGCAAACCAGACAGAUGAAAAUGCUCGGAUAUCGGAGUUUCAGAAGAUGCGCCUCGAGGCGCUUGAGGAGGUUGGCGCCAAAGAUCUGUACAAUGAGACGCACCCGCGGCUUGUUCACCGCAGGAAGCCGAUGUCGGUCCCGACCUUUAGAAAGGUGUGGAAGGAUGCCAAUCUGGACGACCCGAGCAAUACUGAGAUCGUCACUCUGUAUGGCCGCGUCCAGUCCAUUCGUCUGCACGGGAAAAAGCUCGUCUUCGUCACCAUUGCCAAUGAGUUCGAGACGAUCCAGGGCAUGAUCAGCUACCGCAACCUCGGCAGUGCCCCCAACAUGAACAUUGACACCUUUAAGCUCUUUACACGGUUGAUCGGGAGGGGUGACCACAUCUCCAUCACCGGCAAACCCACCCGCACGAACAGCGGCGAGCUCACCGUCCGGGCUGUGUUACUCCCGGAGCUGCUCGCGCCAACCAUGGAGCAGAUCCCGCACACCCUGACGGACCCGGAGACCAGGUCGCGCAAGCGGCAUGUCGACAUGAUGGUCAACCCCAAAGUUGCUGAUACCUUGCGACUGCGCUCACACAUCACAAAAUACAUUCGCGACUACCUCCACGAGCGGUCCUUCCUCGAGUUCCAAACGCCCAUCCUCGCCGAGAACGCUGGCGGCGCUGUCGCGCGCUCCUUCACUACCCAGGCCACCGAGUUUCCCUCUAAGGAGCUUUCCCUCCGCAUCGCGCCCGAGCUCUGGCUCAAGCGCCUCGUUAUCGGCGGCGUCCACAAGGUUUUCGAGAUCGGCCCGGCCUUCCGUAAUGAGGGCAUCGACGGGACCCAUAACCCCGAGUUCACCAUGUGCGAGUUCUACAGUGCUUACACUAACCUCUCUGAUCUCAUCGCCAGCACUGAGGAGCUACUCGCCGGCCUCGCCGCCCACUGCCAGCACCUCAUCGAGACCCAGCUCACAUCCCUCGAGCCUAUCGACGCGUCUAAGUUCGCCCGCCCCUUCCGCCAGCUCGAGUUCAUCCCGGCCCUUGAGGAAGCCCUCGGCUUCCGCCUACCCAAGCUUACCGGCAAGGACGCCUACUCGGAGCUUAUCGCCGUGCUAGCCCUCUCCAAGGUCGAGGUGCCCGGCGGUAUUCCGUCGACGAUGCCCAAGCUCCUCGACCGGCUGGCGGCCAUCUACCUCGAGCCCAAGUCCUUUGAGGCCCCGCUCUUCAUUACGCACCACCCCACGUGCAUGUCGCCGCUCGCCAAGAGCUUCGUCUGCCCCAAGACGAUGCAGCUCGUCUCGGCGCGCACAGAGCUCUUCAUCAACGGCCGCGAGCUAGCCAACAUGUACGAGGAGGAGAACGACCCGUCGGUGCAGGCGCGCAAGCUCGCCGAGCACAGCUUCUUCGGCACCGGCAAGGAUCCGGCGCCCCUGGAGGACGUGGACGCGCCUGUCACGCCCAGGGACGCUCCGCUCGACAAGAGCUACAUCCAGGCGCUCGAGGCCGGGCUGCCGCCGACGGGCGGCUGGGGCUGCGGCGUCGAGAGGCUUGUCAUGCUGUUCUCCGGCGUCAACAGGAUCAGUGACUGCCUGAGCUUCGGGACAUUGAAGAAUGUGGUUGGGCUGACGUCCGAGGCGCAGCACCACUCAAAGUCUUCGUGA
This is a messenger RNA of Colletotrichum higginsianum IMI 349063, 1791 nucleotides long. Its product is annotated as Lysine--tRNA ligase. Gene Ontology annotation, cellular component: mitochondrion; cytoplasm. Bases 1 to 1791 code for a protein of 596 amino acids. Lineage: Eukaryota; Fungi; Ascomycota; Sordariomycetes; Glomerellales; Glomerellaceae. Gene Ontology annotation, molecular function: ATP binding; lysine-tRNA ligase activity; tRNA binding. The record is from RefSeq and is a predicted model, not a curated record. The transcript is spliced from 3 exons. Gene Ontology annotation, biological process: mitochondrial lysyl-tRNA aminoacylation.